Blastomyces gilchristii SLH14081 is the source of this 2475-nucleotide messenger RNA. RefSeq names its product protein SSH4. The coding region runs from base 398 to 1939 and encodes 513 amino acids. The transcript has 3 exons. Lineage: Eukaryota; Fungi; Ascomycota; Eurotiomycetes; Onygenales; Ajellomycetaceae. Gene Ontology annotation, molecular function: protein binding. The record is from RefSeq and is a predicted model, not a curated record.
UUUGGAGCUCAACCCACUCCAGGCCUGGAAUCAAGGGAUUGUUAUUUUAAGCAGCGCCUAUAUAGGAAAUGAUGUCAGCGCCACUUAGUCAGCGCCUACUCCGUCCCCGCCACCGAGCAAUCGCCGGCCCAAGAAUUGCCAGAAUUGCCCCAGCACGCCGCAGCAGAGAGAAAUGCACGUCGCUUGCCAUGUCUCAAGUCAAGCAUCCAGGGCAUCUUCAACCCCAAUCUUGCAACUCAGCAUCACCUUUCUCCAGCUUUCACCUACCUUCCUCAUCGUGAUUUUGCUGCUGUCUAGCCAGUUGAUUCGUGGCCUCUCUAUAGAUUUCGAGGCUGUUGUGCUUGUUUUCUUCUCUAUAUCCUAUCAACCAGACCGCCCCCUCAGUGCUCCUCAAUGAAUGAUGCCAAGUCGUGAGAGCGUUACCUUGUCGCUGUCAACGCUCACUACGUCCGUCCUCCCCACCAACACCCCGUCUCCGCUACCUGUCCACAAACCGUCUGCUGAGCCGUCUCUAAAUAUACGGCAGCCUGCCACGACGCUAGCUCAGUCUCUUGUAAACCGCCGUAUCGCUCUGCUCCCGCAGCAGAACGGAGAUGUCAUGGAUGGGUUCGGCGGGAAUAUCGGUUCUACCGGCAAGGGCAUCCUGAUCGGGAUUCUCUCUGCCUUUGGUUCCGCGGGUGUUGCAAUCAUUGUGCUUGCUAUCUUCUUCUUUUUCAGAUAUACCCAACGGGGUCGCAUUAUACUCGACCGGAUCGGGAGACCCGGUGAAUAUGACGACGAGCAGGCGUUUGCAAGGGAGGAGGCGGAGGCACUGGAGACGAUGGAUGAGCUUCAGCAGGCAGAAUACCUAAGGGCUAAAGCCUUCAUUCACGCAAACCCACCGGAGACGAUGCAAACCGAUAUCUCCCUUUCACAGUUCUUAGCUAUUCAAGAAAAAGGCGUUUCUGCGUGGGAAUUUGAGCCGGAGCUAGAGAUCGCUAAUUGCUUUGUGGAAGCUCGGACUGAAAUUGAAUUUUUCGAUUCAGAAUGCAGCGUCCAGAGCAACUUACCAGUCCCCAAGCAAAACGAAGUUUAUUAUUGGGAAGCUAAGAUCUAUGAUAAACCCGAAACCAGCCUUAUAAGCAUUGGCAUGACAACAAAACCAUACCCAUUAUUCCGAUUGCCAGGCUUCCACAAAACAUCCGUAGCCUACUUAUCCACCGGACACCGUCGCUAUAACCAACCCUUCAAUCCUGCUCCUUACGGCCCCGAAUAUGUCCAAGGUGAUGUAAUUGGUGUGGGUUAUCGGCCCCGCACGGGAACGAUAUUCUUCACUCGCAACGGGAAGAAGCUUGACGACGCCGCCCAAGGACUAAAAUCUCAGAACUUCUUCCCUACUGUUGGAGCAAAUGGACCCUGCACCGUCCAUGUCAACUUUGGACAGAUGGGAUUUGUUUUUAUUGAGGCCAACGUCAAAAAAUGGGGGCUCGCACCAAUGACAGGUAGUCUAGCACCCCCACCUCCCUAUGGGAGUGAACAAGGUAGUAUUCUGCUGGAAACGGGCCGCGAGGGCCACCAGUCCACACAAUGGCGGCAGCAUGAGUCGGGCCAUUCACGGACACGCAGCGGCACGAUCAGGAUGCCAUACCCCACCAGUCCCGGUCCCGUUCGAUCUCCGACGGACAUUUCUCUUGCCCAACUUCCCCAUGUAUCGGCCGCAGCAGACGUUGGCGAAGGGUCCAGUGGAGCGCCAAACGUAACAGAUGAUCAGGACGAUGGAACAACGAUGCAACCCACCGAUAGGGCAUCGGCUAUUCCACCUCCAGAAUACUCCAGCCCGCGACAGAGUCCGCCCCACAGUGAGUACGGCGAGCAACAUCCACCUCCUCCACGCGGCUCAAGAAGCCCUCCGAUCCCUAGCUACGAUGCAGCUGUAGGAAAUGACGGCGGCCGCCGCUAGCACGAGAGUCAUUAAUUACAUACGACUCGUCCAGCUUUAGUCGCGCUAACCUUCUCCCCCCAAUUGUUUUUGUUUCUCCCUCCUCGUUCAAUCUCCCUCCUCAUAAGGACACCGUCCUUUUAUCGGACAGGCUCUUUUUUUUUCUUCUUGUUUCCCUUUUCAUAUACUUUUUCCCUUACUAUAAUUCCUCAAUUGUCGAUUUAGCGAACAUGGUUUGGGAAGGCGUUCUCGGGUUUAUUUACCUUUGAUUUUUAUGUUUAUGCUUUGACCGGGUGGUACCGUUAACAACAAACUCCUCGUAUAUGUUCAUACCUCCGACGUCCGCCUUACGACACCACUUUACACAUGUUUGUUUUGUUUUUUGCUGUGGUUUGAGUUGAACAGCGUGAGGGAUGGUGAGCUUUGAUUACGGGGCAAUGGACAGCUUGCUAGGUAAAGAGGAGGGAAAGCGGCCAUGUUAAGGCGGGAUGAAUGUGUUUAAACUUCCUUGCUUUGUUCCUUUUUUUUUUUUUUUUUUUUUUUUUUUUUUUUUUUUU